Molecule: messenger RNA, 755 nt
Organism: Myotis myotis
Lineage: Eukaryota; Metazoa; Chordata; Mammalia; Chiroptera; Vespertilionidae
Product: F-box only protein 50-like
Exons: 5
Coding region: 246-680 (144 amino acids)
Biological process (GO): SCF-dependent proteasomal ubiquitin-dependent protein catabolic process; glycoprotein catabolic process
Cellular component (GO): cytoplasm; SCF ubiquitin ligase complex
Molecular function (GO): ubiquitin protein ligase activity
Source: RefSeq, a predicted model, not a curated record
CCUCUCCCCCAGGACAUUCUCAGGGCUCUCCCUGGGCCAUGGCUCACUCACCCCUGCCAGACUAGUCUGCCUGGUGGGUGGCACAGCUUCCUGCCCUUCAGAGGGGCCCUGGGGGUAGGGUGCAGGGAGAGGGUGGACAGGGGCAGCUCCAGCAGUCCUGAGGCCCUGUGUAUCACCUGCCCAUUUCAGGCAUCAAUAUUUAUGAGCCAGCGCCCCAUACUGGCCCCACUUGGCAGCCCCUGGAGAUGCUGGGUAACUUCCGUGGGUGGUACAUUAGGACAGAGCAGCUCCAGCACAGCUGCAGCUGGACGGUGAAGCAUCAGUGUGUGGAUCUGCUGGCCGAGGGCCUGUGGGAGGAGCUUCUUGAUGACGAGCAGCCAAACAUUACUAUCAUGGACUGGUUUGAGGACAGCCGGCUGGACGUGUGUGUCUAUGAGUUGCACGUCUGGCUGCUGGCAGCUGACCGACACACCAUCAUUGCUCAGCACCAUGUGGUCCCCCGGACCUCUGGGAGGGGCCCUCCUGGCCGCUGGGUCCAGGUGUCCCACGUAUUCCGCCAGUAUGGCCCUGGUGUGCGUUUUGUCCACUUCCUGCACAAGACAAAGAACCGCAUGGAGGCUGGUGGGCUGCGGCGAACAAGGGUGACUGACUCCUCCGUGUCUGUGCAGUUCAGGGAGUGACUGGCUGUUUUGACCCCUUGUCUCAUCCUGAGUGUCUGACUUCAUCGCCCUCCCGCCCCCCCUCCCCCCCCCCCC